AAGUAUUUACAAAACAAAAGAAACAAUGAAGUGACAUAACCUUCUAUGCUUGAAGACGGUGGAUUAGAACCUCAACAAGAGAAAGAGACUCGUCAGAGAAUAUGAUCCUUGCGGUGCUGUUUGCCAACGCUGAGGGCAAUAUCCUCAUCGAACGUUUUCAUGGAGUUCCUGCAGAGGAGCGUCUGCACUGGCGUUCAUUCUUAGUCAAACUAGGAGCUGAUAAUCUUAAGGGUGUCAAAAACGAAGAGCUCCUAGUUGCUUGCCACAAAUCGGUUUAUAUUGUAUACACAGUGCUUGGCGAUGUCAGCAUCUAUGUCGUGGGCAAGGAUGAGUAUGACGAACUUGCCUUGUCCGAAGUGAUCUUUGUGAUAACCUCAGCUGUGAAGGAUGUAUGUGGGAAGCCCCCAAGUGAGCGCCUUUUCCUUGACAAGUAUGGAAGAAUUUGUCUGUGUCUGGAUGAAAUUGUAUGGCAGGGAUAUUUGGAAAAUACAGAAAAGGAUAGAAUCAAAAGACUGAUAAGGUUAAAGCCUCCAACAGAGUUUUGAAUGAAAAGUCCAGAGCCAGUCAUAGUUCAAUGAUUAGUCUGAGUCCUGUGGGUCAUAGUGUGGCAUUUUGUAAACGGAUAUGGGCAAGCAACCGAAGAUUGUGCUGGAUGUAUGCGCUCUGCAAUGAUUGUAUUAAAAUACUUGCAUUAAAAUCUUCUUAAAUUUUAGCACUUGUAUUUUGUAGCAUUCCCAAACUCUGCAUUAUUUCAUUUGCGUAUUUUGCACCUCUUUUAUCCCUUACUAUUGUUUGCUAUGGCAAUCAUGUUUCCAUUUUAUGUUUCCAUUUUAUGGAAUGAGAGAUUUUCAUGCUUGGUUAAAGAAAUCGCAUUUCAUUUCA
Glycine soja is the source of this 882-nucleotide messenger RNA. RefSeq names its product TSET complex member tstD-like. NCBI's taxonomy places the organism in Eukaryota, Viridiplantae, Streptophyta, Magnoliopsida, Fabales, Fabaceae. The record is from RefSeq and is a predicted model, not a curated record. Gene Ontology annotation, cellular component: COPI vesicle coat. The coding region runs from base 102 to 545 and encodes 147 amino acids. The transcript is spliced from 5 exons. Gene Ontology annotation, biological process: intra-Golgi vesicle-mediated transport; intracellular protein transport; retrograde vesicle-mediated transport, Golgi to endoplasmic reticulum.